GGGAGGGGGGGCUUAGAGAAGGGAAGGCAUGCUCUUUUUUGCCUUUAUCGAUGUCAUGCCAACACAUAUUUAUCUAGAUAACCUAAAAUGUUUAUUCAUGAGUCAUCCACACAUUUUUUUAAUUAAAAAAGAAUACGGCACUUUCCAUAUAUAUACAUGUUCUCAUAUGUUGCUAUCUUGAUUUAUUUUUUGUUUGUGGUAAUGUAGUAUCGCAAUAUUUCAAAACUAACAGAAAUGUGUUCUAAAAUAAUUGGUAGCUUGCCGGGUAAUUCUCAACCGAGGAGAAAAGAGCCAAGAGCACAUUUCAUUAGCUGGAACAACUGAUUCGGGCUUAAUUUGCUUCUAAGAGACAUACAGUGGAAAAAUCCAGAAACAGCAAAGAAGAAUCAAAGAGACUUAGGAAAUGAGCAAAAGGGCCUUUGUGUGUGUGUGUGUGUGUGUGUGUGUGUGUGUGUGUGUGUGUGUGCGUGUGCGUGUGUGUGUGUGCGUGUGCGUGUGUGUGUGUGUGUGUGUGUGUGCGCGUGUGCGCGCGUGCGCGCGUGUGCACGCCUUGGAGCGAUGGUAUCAAAGCAGCUUUAAGGGACAGGGCUGCUCUGUAAUGACAAACAUAUUAACCAAGUUGGUUUUGUGACCUUGAUAUAUUGGGCCAUGCUUGAUUUGUGCAGUGGUUCAUGACAGGCAAACAUUGCCUGGGAAGUGUGGUAAUUUUUUUGGAAAAGAAAAAGUUCCCUAUGUUGUUUUUUCCCUCAGUUGAAGUAAGAUUUCAGACUAGCUUCGUCCAUAAUUGGAAUGUGUGGGGUGUCGGGUGUGUGCGUGUGUGCACACGUGUGUGUGCGUGUGUCAGAGAGAGAGAGAGCGCGCGCGCACUUGCAUGGAACCAUCUCUGUUUUUCUGUCUCUGAUUUAUUUUUAAGGCAGAAAUUUGAGAAACAAAAGCAUAAGGGAAAAAAAAACCCUUAGAACUCACAAACACUAGUAAACUUGUGUGGCAUUUUAUCUUUUUCAGUCUUUUGUUCUCAAGGAUAUGUGUUUUCUCUUUUCUCUCCCUCAAAGUGCUGCCAGCCUAUAUGAGUUUCAUUGUAUACUGUUCUUCCCAUUUAUAGAUUGUGAGAGAGAUCUAUAGAUUUAUAGAUGUCUUGCUUUCAUGAGCAAUUAUUUUCCCUUUAAGAACUUAAGAAAAGAAAAGAAAAAAGAAAUCCAGGUCUCAGACGUUCUGUGCUUGCAGUCCUCCAGUAACUUCUCCUCCAGUCCUUUCCAUGGCCUACUGAGCUACCUGUCUCCAACCUGGCCAAAUCAGUCUCUGCUGUCUUAAGAACUCCAGUCAUACUCCGGCCUCGGUGCCUCUUCAUUUAUGCUUCCUCUGUGGACACAGCUGGCCUAGAUAUUAUAAAGUUAAGAUGGGUUUCCUUAACUUUAGGUCUUGAGGUUUUCCCAACAACUCUACAAGAUCACAUUACCCUAUAUUUUUCACUCUCUGUUAUACCUAAUAACCACUUCCUAGUAUUUUUCGUUGGUUUACUGUUUGUCUCCGUGCUGUCUCACCAGCUUGAGGCCUUGUUUCACUGAACACCUCAGGGUUUGGAACUGCUCCUGCUCUACUACAGGUAUUUACUCGGUGUGUAAACAGGUGGACGUUAACUGUCCGUCCGUUCAUGUGGCAUUGCUGUUAGACUUCUAAGUAGCUAUAUCAUGAGGUGGAGCAACAAAUUUUUUAAACUUUGCGAUUUUCCUGUUGUUAACCUAUCUUAGACAAAUUUUACAAGGUGAGCCUUAGUAUCUUAAAAAGAAUGACAGUCUUAGGGGCUAGAGAGACAGCUCAGCAGGUAAGAGCACUUGUUGCUCUUGCAGAAGAUGAAGGUUUGAGUCCCAGCACCCAUAUGGCAACUCAGAACUAUGUGUCACUCUAGCCUCAGGGGUGACACAGUUUUCUGACCUCUAUUGGUACCAGGCACACAUCUAAUGCUCAUACAUACGUGCAGACAAAACACUCAUACAAAAUAAUAGUAUCAAUGAGUCUAAAAAACAAAAACAAACAAGCAGAAAAGAAAACCUUGAUUUAAUUUGAUCAGUUUCAGGAAGGAACGUUUUUGGCAAUGUUGCUGGCUUUCCUUAUGUGUUACCUUUUUUUAUUUGUCACACGGGAAAUUUUGGCGCAGUCUAAAGUGUCCCAGUUUGGUAGUUUUUAGCGAUAGGAUAAGCCUUAAGAGCAGAGUGAGCUCUGGUCAGACCAGCAGGGUGAUGACUGCCUUGGUGUGCUCUCAUUUGGGGGAGGCUGUUAUAUUUACCUGCUUUCUUGGCAGUUCUGUCCUCUGCAGUUCUCUGCUUAUCUUUUGGAUGGCUUUCGAGGUGCACUUAGUUGCUUGCUUUUUUUUAAAUAGGGUAUUUUAAAUUUACAUUUCAAAUGUUAUCCCCUUUCCCCAACCCAACCACCACCCCUUCCCGCCUCCCGAUCCUGACAUUCCCCUACACUGGGGGUUGAGGGUGGGUCUAGCCUUGGCAGGACCAAGGGCUUCUCCUCCCAUUGGUGCCCAACAAGGGCAUCCUCUUCCUCCCAUUGGUGCCCAACAAGGCCAUCCUCUGCUACAUAUGCAGCUAGAGCCAUGGCUCUGUCCGUGUGUACUCUUGGAUGGUGGUUUAGUCCCUGGGAGCUCUGGUUUGUUGGUAUUGUUGUUCUUAUGGGGUUGUAAACCACUGCUUGAUUUUUUUUUUCUUUUUUCUUUUUUUCGGAGCUGGGGACGAACCCAGGGCCUUGCUCUUGCUAGGCAAGUGCUCUACCACUGAGCUAAAUCCCCAACCCCUUGAUUUUUUUUUUAAUAUUUUAUAAUUAGUUCUUGACCUUUGAGCAGUUUUCAUCUUUUGUGUGACCUUUGAACUGUUUGAAAGUUCACCUUUCAGGAUCUGUAGUAAAAUGUAUCAUUAUGCUUUCAUUGAUAAAGAUGGGGAAAGAUGUAUUUUUGAGUGUAAAAUUCUUAUAGGUCUGAACAUCAGAUAGGCUUCUUUUAUUUUUAGUGAGUUUUGGGGGAAAGAUUUCUGUUUUCUCUGACCCUUUUCUAGAACGAUACAGCCUAGAGACCUUAGAAAAACCCUUGAUGCUUAUGUCUCAUAUAUGUAAGAACUUGGUAAUGUAGUGGUUAUGUCCUAAUGGAAGUUUAGGUCUGCUGAGGGACCAUAGGGAAUAUAGUAAGUUUGUCCUUCAAUGGACAUUUGUUGCAAAUGUAUGUGACUGCAAGUCUGUGUGCUUUUGUGGAGGUUGCUUAAUCCUGUUCAGUUUUAGACUUCCCUCUCUUCUCCGAGACAAGAGUCUUGAUAUAUAGCUGAGGCUGUCCUUGAGCUCCCUGUAUAGCCCAGGAAAUCCUUGAGCUUGGAAUUCUCUUGCUUCAGCUUCCUAAUGCAUGUAAGCACCAUACUUCAAUGUUAUCAUUUCUUUUCUCACUCAGCUUUUUCUCUUCUCUUCUCACUCAGCAUUUUCUCUCAUUGUAUUCCUACCCCAGUUAGACUCACCCACGUCUUUAGUGUGCCCUAUGUGGAGACAACUCCCUCUUUAAGCCUGCCUCUCCCUCCCUCUCUCGUUCUCGCUCUCUCACUCUCGCCCCCCCCCCCCCGGGCUUGAGGCUUGCAUUUUCAUCUAUCAAAUUUUCCUGUUGACUUUGCUGGCUGCCUCAUCUCAAACUUCACAUGUCUACAAAUUGCCUGCUCCACUCCCAUUCCAUGCUGCCGAUGUAUUUGUUAACUAAUCAUCGACAACUGAGCUAAACCCCAAAGCCCCAAUUUGGUCUUUCAGACUCCCUCUCAAACUUCCACAUCUGUUGUCUUCAUUCUUGAUGCAUCCCUCAUGCCACCCCAGAAUAUUUCAAAUCCUGUUGCUUCCUAAUGUUGCAUUUUCUCAGCCGGAUGACUGUUGAUGUCCCUUAGCUGGUCUUCUGGCCUCACUCCUGCCUGCUGAUUCUACAGAAGCCAGGGUAAAUGGUUAAAAGACAAGGGAAGACCACCUCUUUGUUGAGUGGCUGCCCACUGUACUGAAGAGUCCCAUUCGUGAAUACUUUGAGUGCACUCUUUACAUGGUACUCUUGGAAAGCUCCUUCUCUUCAGAACGGCUGUUACUGAUGGUCCCCUCUAUAGUAGCUUCCGUCUCACUCACAUACUCAUUUCCUGUUAGGACUUUACUAAAGUCCCAAGAAUUUCAUUUAUAUGUUUCUUUCCUCCUUUAUUGUUUCUACUACAGCCUCAGAAUUGCACACACAAGAAAAUCAGUGUCAGUUAUAAGGAAGGAAGGCUUGUAAGCUCACCAACAAAUAUGGCUUGGUUGAGAAUGAAAGACGUACAGUUAAUAAUUUUGUAUUCUUUCACUGAUCCUGGUUUCAAAUUGGGCCUUUUAAUUAUUCUGUGUAUUCAUGAUAACUUUAUGUUUGCAUUUAAGCUUGUUUUAGGAUUGUGAGGCAAGAGAGCUUUCUUUCUUCUUUUAAAACCUAUCUCUGUCUUUAAGAUUCUUAGAGGAGAGGCUAUUUUAUUUUUCUUUUCUACAAAGUUACCUACUGGGGCUGGAAAGAUCGCUCAGUGGUUAGGUGCAUUGGCUACUCUUCCAGAGGCCCUGGGUUCUAUUCCCAGCAUACACGUAGUAGCUCACAGCCAUCUGUUGUUACUGCAGCCUCAGGAGGUCUAGUGCCUUCUUCUGACCUCCACAUGCAUUAGGCACACAGAUGGUACGCAAACAUACAUGCAGGCAAAACUACUCAUAUGCAUAAAGUAAGGUAAAUCUAAAUAAACAUAUUAGUAAGUCACUCGCCAGCAUGCUGCUUGCUUCAGGAGUGCUUACCUCCAGGGAGCUUCAAAUAAUCACAUGAACGGUGGGCCCCAUUACCUGGCCUGCUCAGGUAUCAUGAAGUUGGCAGGCUCAUAAUGGGCUCUCUGAGCACAGUUUUGUAUUUUCUAGUGGGAUGGCUUAUGAGGGAGUGAGAGUGUAAUGGCUUCCACCCCCUUUUUAUUAGUUGCUUUUCUCGUUGCUGCAACCAAAUACUUGACUAAAAGCAAGCUGAGCUUUAAAAAGGGAUACAGUCCUUCAUGGAGAGAAGGCAUGAUGACAGGAGGCCCCUGGUCACAUUGGAUCCACACUCAGGAUGCAGAGAAAGAUGCACUUGGGCAUAAAACUGGUUUUCUCUUUUUAAUUAAAUCGAGACUAUAGUUCAUGUGAUGGUGCUGCCUGUAUUUAGCAACAGUCUUUCUCUGAGGUUAAUCAUUUCUGGAAAGACCCUCACAGACACACUCAAAUGUGUGCCUCACUAAUAACUUGUUUGUUAAUCCAACCAAGUUGACAAUUGAAAUUAACCAAUAGAGAAUGAAGUUGAUUGCUUAGAAUAAGUGGGAAGAGUCCAAAGGAAAAAGGAGACAUUUUGGCAGCCAAUUAAGGUUAGAAGGAUGGAGAAUGAGUUUGAAACAAUGUCUAUACUUGUUAGGCAGCGUCAAUAGGAGAUGAUAGAUGAAUUGGUAUACCAGUAGCAUUUAACCACCUAAUUUGGGGAGCAAUGAAGGCAUAUGGUUGGACUGAGCCGGAGUUGGGAUUCAUUAAGGGGGAAUGGCAGGACAGUGAAGCAGGUGCACUGAGGGUAUUGGUCAGAAAGUGAUUAGCAUGACAGAUGGGCUGUCAAGGCUGCAUGGCAAGGAGAAAAGGCCUAGAGGUGUUGAUGAAGUCAAGGGAUGAGUGUUUGGAGUGAUGGAGUAAUACCAGGAUGAGGUUAGAGGGACAUGUGCAUGGAAGAUUUAAGAGUUGGAGCAGUUAAUUAGCAGACUCCUGUGUUUUGCCACAGACACUAUUCAUCGAAGGGAACUCCGUGAAGAUGGGUGAAGUCAAGGAGAUUAAAAAACUGAGCAGCAGAAGAGUUGUUUUGGUUGUCCCUAAGGUUAGAGAAGCCGUUAGAAGCAUGCCAAGAUUUAUGGAGCUGAGAGAAGGAAGAGCUAGGUCUGUAGAGGAAUUUUAAUCCAGCAAUAUGGUUGUUCAGCAAGGGAUCACAUCCAAAGACAUGAACUUGCUGGAAUGCAGACAAGCCCUUAGGGCACACCUUUAAUCCCAAGCCAUGAUGUCUAACUGAGGGGCAGACAAAGUUGAUGAAUCAGAGAAAGAUUUGACAGAAUAAGUCAGAGAUAGGAUGUGACCAACUCUCAUGAGAACAGACAGGAAAGACUAUUUUAUUUAUUAAGAUGUUGCUAGCUUUAGCAAGGGUCCGGUCAUUUUAGUGCUUAUGUGUGUUAGCCUUUAAUUAUUUAAACUGACUCACUCAUUGAGAAUGCCCAAUUCCUUAUUUUUGGUAAUUCAUUUUUGUAAUUAGCAUAAUAAAAUUUAAGAAGUAUAUGGUGCAGAUUGCUUUUAUGGAAGCAUAGCUGAAAAUGAACUCAUCAGGAUCAUAGUGAACAUUUAAAAUAAUUAGAAAGACAAUCACAUGUUGCUUAAUAACAGGAAUAUGUUCUGAAAGAUGCUUCAUUGGGUGUAAGCAUAAAAUAUGCUUACAUGACCAGGAUUGUAUGGUUGUGGUUUGAUAAGAAAGGUCUUGUAGAAUCAUAUAUUUGAAUGCUUAGUCAUUAGGGAGUGGAACUCUUUGAAAGAAUUAGAAAGAUUAAGAGAUGUGUCCUUGUUGACUGGGCUUUGAUGUCAAAAGCCCAUAUCAGGUCUAGUGUGUGUGUGUGUGUGUGUGUGUGUGUGUGUGUGUGUGUGUGUGUGUCUGUCUGUCUGUCUGCCUCUCUCUCUCUCUCUCUCUCUCUCUCUCUCUCUCUCUCUCUCUCUCGAUAAGGAUGUAGCCUUUAGCUACUUCUUCAGCACCACACCUGCCUGCUGCCUCCAUGCUCCCUGCUCCCAUGUGCCCUGUUUUAAUAAUAAUGGACUAAGCCCCUGAAACUGAAAACAUCUUCACAAUUAAAUGCUUCCCUUUAUAAGAGUUGCCUUGGUCAUGGUGUCUUUUCACAACAAUAGAACAGUAACUAAGACAAUGGUAUGCCUAUUGUUCCUUAGCUAUAAAAAUGUAGGGUAGCAUGCUGUAUAUUUUAAAUUGAAAGUAUAGUAAAAGCCCCAUGUGGUUAGAUAUUUACAGCUCCAUCAUAAUCAUAUAGGGACACCAUAAUAUAUACAGUCCAUUGUUGACUGAAACAUCCUGAUGUGGCACAUAACUGAGGUAUGGUAAAUGGAAAACCAAAAUAACGGGAUGUAUAUGGCUUGGUAUGUGGAGAACGUGGAGCUCUGUGAUGCUAGUGAGGCCUUCACAAGAAAGGAUUAACCCCAGGUUAGCAAGACUUUUGGACAGCCAUCAUCUCAUUUCUGAAUCUCUUUUUCAGGGAUGUUGGUGGUGGAGCGCUGUGGGGGGCUGUGUCAGCUGCUCAGUCUCCUUUACUUUGGGAUGGCUAAGUACAAAGGGACUAGCAGAAAAGCUGUGAAACAGCUCGAGGGAGUUCUUCCCCUGGCUCCUAGUAUGGUCUGUCUCAGGAAAAAAAAAGUCACCUUGUUAGAGCGAAUUCUCUCUCACGGAUUCAGUGUGCUCCGGUGGGUGAGUCGUCACUCCUUUGGCAGGUUAGGAAAAGCCAGAUAGCUCUUGGUGCUAGCUUUCUGGAAAGUAAAGGGCUGCAAGUUUUGCCCUUGUAAAAGCUAUUUUGUUUCUGCAGUGGGUGGUCCUUGGGCACUCAGUGGUCAAGAGCAGAAAGUACAGUGAGGUCUUUGAAGGAAGGAGAAUGUAUCAGCUUACUGCUGUGGGACUUGGAAGUGGGGGUUGAGUAUUGCUUCCCAUUGUCUGUUGGGUGCAAGUUACACUCCACAGAUUGAUACUUAAGGACUUCCACAGUCUUAAUCUUUUCGCUUCAUUCUAGCUCUUCUGUGUGUCAGCCAAGAGUACCUCUGAUAGAACGCUAGAAUGUGAUCUGAGAGACUAGAUGCUGUCGUGAAAUGCCUGUGACUGUGAUUCAGUCUCAGCUCCUCCAUUUACUAGUGACUUGCUCUUUACCUAAGUCAUUUUCAUUUCCAAUCCAUUUAUAGCCCUUUGUGCUAAUAGUAAGAAAGGAUGAUGACUGUUAAAUUAGAGACUUUAAAGUUUCUUGGUGAAGAUUAGAAAAGUAUAGAGGCUGUGGCAUAGACUAUUCCUGAUUCUUACUCCAGGCUCCUAAAAUGUAAAUGUUCCUUGUACUACUGCAUCCUCGGCCUUCACUCGGACACUUAAACUCAGCUUAUAUGAGUAGAGAAGCACUAGCUUAUAUAGCAGACAGUGCUACUGAGACCUCAGUGACCAAAAAGAAUAGACAUUUUUGUGCUCAUUUAUAAUCCAGAUAGUGUGGAAGAGGAGACCCAGUCCCGUGAGGAUCUGAUGGUUUUAAAUCACAGUGUCCUAAGUUGUCCCCCUGGUGUCAGUGGUCAUGAGGGAAGACACUGAGAAUGAAUGAAUGAAUGAAUGAAUGAAUGAAUGAAUGAAUUCUAGGAGGCUUUUAUGCGCCAGAUUUAGAAUGGGAGCUGGGAGUGAAUUCAAAGAAGAAAAGACUGAGAAGAGGCAUGCACUGGAUAGGAAGUGAGUUUGGUUGUUUGAAUGUUUGUUUAUACAGAGUUGUGAAAGGACUCCAGGAAGAGUCAGGCAGGACCUGUACGGUGCCAAGACAGAAUGAAGAGGCCCUUCUGUCUGGGUAGCUAGGGAUUGGGAAGGGCUGGAGAGCCUUAGACUGGCUCAUGGUGAAGGCAGGUGGUUAAAAAGGUCAGGAGAGACAGGAGAAGUAGGGUGCUCAGUGACCCUCUGAAGUAACUUUCCUAACAGCUCUGGAGACAGACGUUGCUGCUCUUUACAGCCCAUACAACAGGCAUCAGAGGGAAAGGAGUUAAGUCUGUAGUGCUGAGGACUAGGAAAACCUCACCUGGUUGAUUGGACAGCUGAGGCCACAGAUAAAGUGGCUGAGAAGAACCCCUGGGCAUGGGGUAGAAGAAGAUCGUUGUAGAUGACCUCCCCGUAGGCUGCUUCAGUUGGGGAGGGAGAGUAAGAAAAUAGGAGCAUUUCUAGGAGGAAGCAGAAGUGUGGACAAGUGAGGUCCAGGAUGGAAAAGAUCCAGGUUGGUGAAGCAGGUAGGAGGGAGAGGUGAUGAGGGGUAAGCAACGCCUAGGUCAGCCAAGGAUUUAGAGACUUACUCCAAGGGCUGCCGGAAGCCAUUAUACACUUUGAGUGAUGGUUAAGAUUACCUCAGUUUAUAUUUUGAGAAGACCAUGGGAUUCAGUCUUUGUAUGAAGAAUAGGUGGACAGGGAGCCAGCGUAUGAAUUCAAUGUAGCAGAUAAGAUAAAAAGAAGAAUUCAAAAGGGCCAGUCUGGAGCUCAAAUCAGUGGUCAUGGCUAGAAAAUAAAAUUUGAUCCUAGGCUUCCUGUUGGCUCAGUCUGUUCUAAGCCAAGCUUCCUGUGGGUAUCCUUAUCCACGGCCUCUGCUUCCUUUCCUCCUGUGAUUCAGACCUCUGGGCUCCAGCUCUGUAACUCCUGAAAUGUUUCAGGCACCACCUUUGUGGUUUGCUUAGUCCAGGUCAUUCACUCUUGCCUGGCUUCACACUGUAAGUGGUUCCAGCCUGGAGCUGCUUUACCCUUUAAUGCUUCUAGUUUUUGGCCUUCAGGUCUGUGACCUCUUCCAGGUCCCAAGUUCUCAGACAAGUCCUGAAAUGAAGGCAUUCUUGAUACUUCUAAACCUGAAUUUUCUGGAUUUCCUGUUUUUCCUUUGCUACAAAAUGAACCUUCUGUUUCUUCAUUAGGCCUUCCCAGCUUGUCUCAGGUGCCCCUCUGAAGCUUGUCCUGACCCUCUGGCCAUGUUAAACACCACUCCCUCGUUUUCAGUUUUCAUGGAUCAUAAACUGGAUACCUAUAGUAGCAGUUAGCACUGUGUUUACUUGUUUGUCUGCACAGUUAACAGUGCAUGAAAGAUAGGAUUUACAACAAAAUAUUUCAUGAUCUAGGCCAAAGAUUGCUUUCUCCAUUUAGGUGAAAGCCAUACUUCAUUAUGAAGGUGUCUGUUCCUAACUGCAUGGCCUUUGAUAGACCAUUCAUUUCUCACGGAGCCUGAAGGCUGGAGUUUGGAUAUAAUGUCUUCUGUCAACAGAAGACAUUAGUUUAAUUUGGGAUAAUCAGAAAUUGUCUUCGUAUUAUGAAAGGAGCAAAAAGACUUAAAAAUCUUUAGUUGUUUCAAAAGAACUUGUAAAGAUUGUUUCUUACUGAUACCUCUGCUGUCUUGCUCUUGCUCCAGAACCUUUUGUAUGGCCUUGUAUUUUGUGAUUUCACAGUUCUGGGGUUGACGUUACAAUUGCCUCCAUGGUGAUGGGCACUAAUGUUCUGUGCUGAAUUGUGUUAGCUGUGGAAAGCAGCGAACAGGCUGGAUGAAAGAUGAGCUUCUUCCUUUUCUGUCCUUGUCUCCUGCCAACCCGCCGCUCAUUGUGGAGAGGGAAAGAGAGGAGAUGAGCAGAGCCGGUGCCCUGUCAUUUAGUGUUCAGACCCAAGAUUUGCAAGCAUUUCUAAUGAUGCAGAAUAUCUAGGCAUGGCUAAGGGGACCAGAGGAGAAAAUCUAAAGGCCUGAAUUGCAACUAGAGAGGCAACAAGUGACUCCUUAAAGAUGCCACAGGGCUGCAGAAGGGGACCUUGAAGAGGUUGAUGAAGUGAGAAGAAUGUUUCUCCCAACGACGAGAAGGUUAGAGUCCAUAGUGGUGGAGCAAAGAACAGCUGAUGGCAGAACAUGAUGGAGCAGGAACAGCUGAGAGAGCUCACAUCUUAAACCCACUAACAGAAGGUACAAAGACAUGGAAAUGUCUUCUGAAACCUGAAAGUCCAUACCCAGUGACACAUCUUCAACAAGGCCACACCUCCCAAUCCUUCCGAAACAGUUCUACCAACUGGGAGGGAACCAAGUAUUCAAAUAUGCUUAAUAAGGAAAAGUGGCUUUCUGCGAAUAACUGAUAAAACUACCCUUAGAAGCGCCUCCUGGGCCCUCAUGGAAUAGCUGGGAUUUGUACUGCAAGGCUUUCUUGCCUGCUGCUGACCCGAAGUGAUUGUCACCAUGGCCAGCAAGAGGAAGUCCACUACCCCAUGCAUGAUCCCGGUUAAGACCAUGGUGCUGCCGGGUGCCAGCACAGAGGCUCAGCCUGUGGAACCUCUACCUGAAGGUCCCCAGCAGGACCUUCCCUCAGAGGCCCCUGAAGCCAGCAGUGAGGCAGCCCCAAACCCCAGCAGCACUGAUGGCUCUGCCCUGGCAAAUGGGCACCGGGGCACUUUGGACGGCUACGUAUAUUCCUGUAAGGAGUGUGACUUCAGGUCCCAGGAUGUGACCCACUUUGUAGGACACAUGACUUCAGAACACACGGACUUUAAUAAAGACCCACAUUUUGUAUGUACAGGGUGCAGUUUCCUGGCAAAAACCCCUGAAGGGCUGUCCCUGCAUAAUGCCAAGUGUCACUCAGGGGAAGCCAGCUUUCUGUGGAAUGUGACCAAGCCAGACAAUCAUGUGGUGGUGGAGCAGAGUGUCCCUGAGAAUGCUAGCUCAUCUGUCCUAGCAGGUGAGUCUACUGAAGGGACUGAAAUCAUCAUUACCAAGACUCCAAUCAUGAAGAUAAUGAAAGGCAAAGCUGAAGCCAAGAAAAUCCAUAUGCUUAAAGAGAACGCUCCUACUCAGCCUGGCGGGGAGGCCUUGCCUAAGCCAUUGGCCGGGGAGACAGAGGGUAAAGAGGGGGACCACACUUUCAUCAAUGGGGCCACUCCAGUCAGUCAGGCAUCUGCUAAUUCCACAAAACCCCCUCAUACUGCCAAUGGGCCCCUGAUAGGAACAGUGCCCGUAUUGCCAGCUGGCAUAGCACAGUUCCUCUCCCUCCAGCAGCCCACAGUACAUCCCCAGCACCAUCCCCACCAACCCCUGCCCACAUCCAAGGCCCUUCCAAAAGUCAUGAUCCCCCUGAGCAGCAUCCCGACAUACAAUGCAGCCAUGGACUCCAACAGUUUUCUGAAGAACUCCUUCCACAAAUUCCCCUACCCAACCAAAGCUGAGCUCUGCUACUUGACUGUGGUGACCAAGUAUCCAGAAGAACAGCUUAAAAUCUGGUUCACAGCCCAGAGACUGAAGCAGGGAAUCAGCUGGUCUCCUGAGGAGAUCGAAGAUGCCAGGAAAAAGAUGUUCAAUACAGUCAUCCAGUCUGUGCCUCAGCCCACAAUCACAGUUCUAAACACACCACUUGUUGCCAGUGCUGGCAAUGUCCAGCACCUCAUCCAGGCUGCUCUCCCAGGUCAUGCUGUGGGACAGCCUGAGGGCACAGCAGGGGGCCUGUUGGUCACUCAACCAUUGAUGGCCAAUGGGCUACAAGCAUCAAGCUCAUCUCUCCCCCUGACAACUGCAUCUGUUCCCAAGCCAACUGCGGCACCCAUUAACACUGUGUGUUCAAAUACAACAUCCGCUGUGAAGGUUGUCAAUGCAGCCCAGUCACUCCUCACAGCAUGCCCCAGCAUAACUUCCCAAGCUUUCCUUGAUGCAAACAUCUACAAAAAUAAGAAGUCUCAUGAACAGCUGUCGGCUCUGAAAGGAAGCUUCUGCCGGAACCAGUUUCCCGGGCAGAGUGAAGUAGAGCACCUGACCAAAGUCACAGGCCUCAGCACCAGAGAGGUCCGGAAGUGGUUCAGUGACCGGAGAUAUCACUGCCGGAACCUGAAGGGCACCAGGGCCAUGGUGCCUGGAGAGCAUGGCUCUGUUCUCAUUGACUCUGUGCCAGAGGUGCCCUUUCCCCUGUCAUCUAAAGUUCCAGAGGUGCCCUGUGUCCCAACAGCAACCUCACUAGUGAGUCACCCUGCCACCAAACGACAGUCUUGGCACCAGACCCCAGACUUCACGCCAACCAAAUACAAAGAGAGAGCCCCAGAGCAGCUGCGAGUGCUAGAGAGCAGCUUUGCACAAAACCCACUUCCCCCCGAGGAGGAGCUGGACCGCCUAAGAAGUGAAACAAAAAUGACCCGGAGGGAAAUUGAUGGCUGGUUCUCAGAGAGGCGGAAAAGGGUGAAUGCGGAGGAGACAAAGAAGGCUGAUGGGCAUGCGCCUCAGGAGGAGGCAGAGGGUGCGGAGGAGGAGGGUAGAGAUGAAGAGCUGGCCAGUGAGCUGAGGGCUCCUGGUGAAAAUGGCUCUUCGGAAAUGUUUCUUAGCCAUACCUUGGCAGAACGGAAGGUUAGCCCCAUCAAAAUCAACCUCAAGAACCUGCGGGUCACUGAAGCCAGUGGCAAGAGUGAGCUUCCGGGGAUGGGGAUGGGUGUCUGUGAGCCUGAGGAAGAUGGCUUGAACAAGGCGGUAGAGCAGCCGCCCAGCAGAGUAAGCUACAAGAAGACUGCACAGCAGCGCCACUUGCUGCGGCAGCUCUUUGUCCAGACACAGUGGCCCAGCAACCAGGACUACGACUCCAUCAUGGCCCAAACAGGGCUGCCCCGGCCGGAGGUGGUUCGCUGGUUUGGUGAUAGCAGGUAUGCCCUUAAGAACGGCCAGCUCAAGUGGUACGAAGACUAUAAGAGGGGCAACUUCCCACCAGGUUUGCUGGUCAUAGCCCCUGGCAACCGAGAGCUGCUGCAAGAUUAUUACAUGACACACAAGAUGCUGUGUGAGGAGGACCUGCAGACCCUCUGCGAGAAGACCCAGAUGAGUGCCCAGCAGGUCAAGCAGUGGUUUGCUGAGAAAAUGGGUGAAGAGACCCGGGCUGUGGCAGAUACAAGCAGUGAGGAUCAGGGCCCUGGACACGGAGAGCCUGUGGCAGUUGACAAGGUGCUGGGCGAUGCCUGUGCAGCGCUGUCUGAGAACAGUGAAGCAUGGGAGCCAAGUGCUCCUGAGGCCGGCUCAGAGCCCUUUGACACUUCAAGUCCCCAGUCCGGACGUCAGCUCGGUAAGGGGCUCAUGGGAUCUGUGCACGGCCUUUCUCGGAAUCUGAGGGGAGGGUACAGUCACAGAGUAGGUACAGGUGGCAGGUACUGCUACCUCUGAGACUAGCUGGCAAUCAGACCAACUGCAGAGGAGUAAAUGCCAGGGACAACUGGCAGUAGAAACCAUACAAGUAAAAGCUCAAAACUGGACUUCUGGUUUGGGUUCCUCUGUUUUUUAUUUAUGGUGGUGUUUGGUUUAAAUCCAUGCAGGGGAGAGAACAUAGUGGACUUAAAGGGACUCCUGUGUUUCUAGCCAUUUCUUAGCAUUGCUUAAGGAGUCCCAGAGAUAGCAUCUGUAUGGAUACAGGGUUAGGACUUCAGAAGAACUUUAACUCAGAUUGGCAAGCAAAAGAGAAUGGUUCAAUGGUCUCAUUUGUGUGCGUGCCUGGUGCUCACAAAGGUCAGAAGAGGGCAUUAGAUCCCCGGGAACUCGAGUCACAGCUGUGCCUGUGACCUGGCAUGUACGUUCUGGGAAUCAAGCCUGGGUCUUUUUAAGUAGUAGGUAGCAAAUCCUUUUAACUGAUAAACAGUCUCUCCAACUCCAUUUUUUUUCCUAAUCAAAAUCUUGUCUUAGGUUUGUAUUGUUUUUUCCUGAUAGAGAAGAGAUGUUUAUUAUAAUGGAAAAUCACCUUGUUUUAAGAAACAGGAAAUUCAACACUUAAGGUUGCUUUUCAGUUUCUCAGGAUGGUGGUAUUUUGGUAUUCAGAAGUAACACUUGAUUAUUUUAAGGCAUGAUGGUGAAACUGUGAACACGUCACUUCAGUAGAUUUUGAUUUUCUAUAAUUUUGGUCCAUGAGAUACAGACUCUUCACUGUCUCUUGCCAUUUGUCUCCUGGUGAAAUGCCCCUCCCAGAGCAGCUAGAACAAGAGUCUGCAGAGAGGAGUGUCACAGAAGCCAAAGGCCUGGGUCGCUAAAUGAUAGCGUGGCCGGCUGAGUCACAGAGGGUGGAGUCAACUACAAGUGUCUGUGGGAUUGGACAGCUGUGCAGGUGGUCCCUGCUGCUUCCGUGCAGGGCUCUAACCAAGUACAGCAUGCUAACCCUGGGACCGCAUGGCACUUUCUCACAGUGUUGUUUGUAUACAGUGCCUGGACAUUAUUGUUUGCUUUGACCUAGGAAAUCCUAGUUCCCUGUCCCACUUAUUUUCUACUGAAGACCUCUAAAAAAAAUCUACAAAAUGCUUAUUCCUUUGCUGAAUAUUCUUAAUUUCUUUCAACACCUGUUUUGAAAUGCUGGGCUGUUGCUUCACUUACUAAAGGAAAAGGAGAUUUCCAUGUAUGAUGGUUGGGGGGAGGGCUGCCACCAGUGAGCACCUGUGGAAGGAGUGUGCCCCUCUCCCCCCCACCCCGAGUCUCUGACUCUGUAUAUGCAGGUGAGUGCGUGCCUGCAGAAGGCAAGGGGUCAACCCCCAGGUAUCUUUCCUCAGGAGCCAUGCAACUUACUUCCCAAACUGGGACUUGGGGCUUGACCAUUAGGCUAGUGGGCCACCAGGCUCCAGGGACCCACCUGUCUCCACCUUCUCUGCAUAAGUGUAUGAGCAUAUAAGUGUGUCACCAUACCUGGCCUUUGCAUGUAUGAGCAUAUAAGUGUGUGCCACCAUACCUGGCCUUUGCACAUGGAUUCUAGGCAGUAAACAUAGGCCCUAUGCUUAUGAGGCAAGUGCUUUACUAACUGAACCAUCCCCCAGUCCACACAACUUACUGCCUCAUGCCCACCACUGAGGGGAAUUCAGCUCUGCAGAGCAAACAGAAACACCUGGCGGAACCCAAGUCUCUGGUCACCAGUCAGGCACGUGAACGCACAGUGCCACUGACAUCUCCAAUUCUAUGCAUUCAUUCACUACUGGAAGAAUGGCCUCAAUAUCUCACAGUAGCGUUUUAUCUAUUCUUCUUCCUCUCUUCUUCCCUCUUUUUUCCUCCUCCCAAUUUCUUUCUUUCUGUGUAUAGAUCUGUGUGCAUGUGCAUCUAAGUAUGGAAGCCAGAGGUCCCCAUUGGCUGUCUCCCCUGUAUUGCUCUUUUCACUGACUAGACUGACUGACCAGUGAGUUUCAGGGAUCUACCUUCUUCAACACUCCUGUCCUCACCCCCUUGAAGUGUGUCUCUAUACUUUUUAAAAAAAAAGCUUUUAUUGAAUUGGCCCUUUGAUAAUUUUAUGCAUUAUAAAGUGUACUGACUAUCAUGACACUCUACUUCCAAGUCCCAGUCCCAAAUUCUUGCCCCUCUAUUUUGGUGACUCACUGAGUUUAAAGAGGAUCGUCUGUGUAACCAUGGACUUAGAACUGUCCAUUCAAACCUAGUGGCUUCUCAGUGGACACACAGCUACCUCUCCAGAAUCCAUCAGCAGCCAAUAGUUCAGCAGGGUCCUGUGAAUUCUUUCCCAAUACACGAUUAUUGAUAAACCCAGAACCCCCCAUUUAAACACUAAUUUUAAUUUUAUGUAUAUUGAUGUUUUACCUGUAUGUGUAUGUGUACCACCUGCAUGCCUGAUGCCCUUAGAUGACCGAAGAGGGCAUUAGAUCCUCUGGAACUAGAGCUACAGAUUGUCACAGAGUUACAGCGUUACAGGUCGUGUUUGCUACCUUAUAGGUGCUGAGAACUAAACUUGGGUCCUCUGCAAAGGUAUUGUGUUGUUAACUGCUGGGCCAUUUCUCCAGCCUCCUAGGCCCAGUCUUAAACCAAUUAAAGACAGCUGCUGUGAAGCCAUUUCUGCACUGACCGUGCUGGCCUCAAAAGACAGCAUUUCACAGCCCUUGUACCUGGCUCUUCUAUCCCUUCUACCCUCUCUUUAAUGAUGAUCCCUGAGCUUUAGAGUCUAGAACAUAAACAACAACUUAUUCUUAGCCCCUGAGCCGUCAUUUGAUUGGCAUCUCAUCGCCAUGACAGUCUAACUAAAAAUACUAACAAGUUUCCCUUAGGGCCUAAGAUUUCCUUAGCCAUGAGUUUUUACCAAACAAGAGUUCUCUUUCCAUGAGAAAGCAGUUGUUUACACAUAGAACAGUUAUGUCACUAUUGCAUUAGUGAGCACAUCUUGCCUUACAGAUGGGUAUUGUAGUUUGUAGGAUUCACAGCGACUUCAGACAGUUGGUGCCUUUUCUCCUUCAGCAGUAUAUAGAGCAUCUUCCAACGCUGUGGAAGCUGGCCAGCGUAGAAAAAGCUUCCAGCUCAGUUCCAAUUUGACCUCUAUACCUUGCAAUCAAGGUCUACGGUGUCUUCAGUAACAGGGUCUUAUCAACCAGCUGUGGCUUGUGUUAUUUGUGCACACCUCUGGCCCUGUGACCAACAACCCAUGAGGCAUUAUCUCACACUUGGCUUUGGGGUUUUGUUUAAUAAGCACGGCUUUGAGGAACAGCAUUAUCCAGACAUGCAUGGAAUUUCCCUUAAAACGCCUCAGGGUCCUGAUUACGGGAGCAGGCCACAAUGCCUGCUUUUUACACGGUUUCUGAGGAUCUGAACUCAGGUCCUUAUGCUGGCGUGGCAGGUACUUUGCCAACUGAGCCAUUUCCUCAGUCCUCAGAAUGCUACGUGGGGUGACUUGUGACAUCCUGGGGGUAAUGAAGGUAUAAGAAACAGCUUUUUAAUGUCUGGUUUGACCCUAUUCCAGUACAAAAUACAUUGUUUCUCCCCUUUACCUGGAAGACUUUCCAUGUAUCAAUCUAAGUGACCAUAUACUGUCCCCACUUCAGUGAUUAUGUGAUGGCCAGUAAGCCAGGAUGUCACGCCAAACAGAGAUAAGAAUGAUUACAGGGUGAUGUUACAAACAUGGCAGAGUAAGACAGAGCUCACCCUCACCAAAACCCAAAACCACCUAAGAGAAAAAAUAGCGAAGCAUCCAGCUGAACAUUCACAGCAUCCGGAAGUGAGCACAGAGAGGCUUACCUAGUUCGGUAAAUUUGUUUUCUGUGCAGCAGUCCUCUUUCCACACAGCAGGCAGCCAUGGGAACUAUGGCCCAGGUUGCUGGUGUGGCUUAUUUUUGCCAGUGGGCAGUAAUGACUUUGUCCUCCAAAACUUGGAGCUUGCUGCAUUUUUGCCAUCAUAGAGGCCAGUCAUUGUUCCCAACCCCGUGGGCUGAAGCAUCUUCUUAGUCACUAGGUAUUUAAAGAGAGCAUUCAUUCCCCCCUUUUAGCAAACCAGACAUUUAAAGAAUCUUAUGUUCCCACAGAGACAACCCAGCAGAAACUUCAAUGACCCCACAUAUGAAGAGUGCACACUUGACAGGAAGUUUGAAAAAAAUCUCAAACCAGAUGACUCCAGCCCUCACUGAGCAAAACUUACCAAUUCUGGAAGCAAAGAGAAUUAAAUUUUGAGUUACCACAUACCAUACUUAGAAGGUCCAGUUUUCAAUAGAAAAUUACAAAACAGAAAAAAGAAACUUAAAGUAUGUCCAUUCUCAGAAAAGAACAAAAGUUUGACACAUAACUUCCCUUGAAGAAGUCUAGGCAGUGAUUGGAUAGAGAUCAUUGGUUAAAGGUCUUAGAUCUGCCUUCAGUCUGCUCAGUGAAAUGCAGGAAAGCAUGGGAAGAAUGAGGAAAAAUCAGGGAGAAAGUGCAUCAUUGCAAUGACAGUGUUAGCUGACGAGGUACCAACUAUAACAACAGAGCACUCCAGAGCCAAACAGUGCAACCCGAGACAAACAGUGCAACCCGAGACAAACAGUGCAACCCCAGACAAACACUGCAACCCCCAGACAAACAGUGCAACCCCAGACAAACACUGCAACCCCCAGACAAACAGUGCAACCCCAGACAAACAGUGCAACCCCAGACAAAUAGUGCAACCCCAGACAAACAGUGCAACCCCCAGACAAACAGUGCAACCCCCAGACAAACAGUGCAACCCCCAGACAAACAGUGCAACCCCAGACAAACAGUGCAACCCCAGACAAACAGUGCAACCCCCAGACAAACAGUGCAACCCCAGACAAACAGUGCAACCCCCAGACAAACAGUGCAACCCCAGACAAACAGUGCAACCCCAGACAAACAGUGCAACCCCAGACAAACAGUGCAACCCCAGACAAACAGUGCAACCCCAGAUAAACACUGCAACCCCAGAUAAACACUGCAACCCCAGACAAACAGUGCAACCCCAGACAAACAGUGCAACCCCAGACAAGUUUGUUAGAGGCUGAGCAACAUCUGAACAAGAUGGAGGGUCAGAGGAUGUGAAGAGAUGACCCAGAGGCACAGAAGACAACAAGAACAACAAAUAGAAACUAAAGGGGCCUGGGGGACAUAGACAGACAUGGAGACAUUGUAGGAAUUCUAGGAGAAAGACAGAAAGACUAAUGACAGAAAACUUUUCAAAUUAGAUGAAAGGCCAUGAACAUUCCCAUCCCAAGCAAUUUAGUGAACUCAAACCAGGGUAAAUUUAGAGGCAACAGCUCAUCAUGUGGGGACCCUCAAUAAGGUUAGUGGUUGAGGAAGGACCCAUCUGAAGUGCUGGAAAAGGAAAGCAGUUCAGUCAGUUGCAGAUGGACAAAAGCUAACGUCCCUACUGCAGAUGCCACCAAGAUGCCUUUGUGCAGAAGUGAAAUGAUACUGAAUGGUAACUUGAACCCACAAGAAAAAUAACCAUAAUGAUGAUUUUAUAGGUAAAUAUACCAGUGUCAUUAUACUUUUAAUUCGUAAUUUUUCUAUCAUCCCUGUAUGACUUAAAAUGCAAACUUCAUGAAAAGUAUAAUCUGUGUUAAUCCAACAGGAAGAUGAAUCUGCAGUAAACAGCAUGGUUGGGUCUCUAAGUAACACGGAAAGCCAGCGGUUAUCAGGUUGGAUCACUUCAAGUUUACAGUGCUAAUCAUACAUAUAAAGGAGACAAACUAAGCACGCUGAGAAAAGCGAAUAUCCAAAGAGGCGGUAAGGGAGGGUUUACAAAUAAAAACUACGACAGAAAAGAUAGCUAGGUAGCAGGAACACUCCUCCUCUAUCAGUGAUCACAUACAACGUCAGUGGACUAAGUUAUUCCAAAGACAAAGAUUGCUAUAUUGGACCAAAAUCAUACAGGAACCAUCUAUUUACUGUCUGUAAGGAUUCACAUUAAAUACAGGGACACAAAAAUGUCAAAGGUGAAGGACAGAAAGAAAAUUACCAGUUGCUAGAGUCUUUACUGAGAUGUUUCCAGGCUCUGUCUGUCUGUGUCUGUCUGUCUGUCUGUCUGUCUGUCUGUCUGUCUGUCUGUCUAUCUGUGUGUGUGUGUGUGUGUGUGUGUGUGUGUGUGUGUGUGUGCGCGCGCGCAUGCGCGCGUGGGGUUUUUCAAGACAGGGUUUCUCUAUGUAGCAUUGGUUGUUCCGGAACUCACUCUAUAGACCAGGCUGACCCUCAAAUUCAGAGAUCUGCCUGCCUCUGCCUCCCAAAUGCUAGGAUUAAAGGUGUGCACCACUACCACCCUGCUUAGUUCUUAGUUUCUUAUCCAAAAAAAACCCUGAAAAUCAGGGGUCACACAGAUGUAGAGAGGCAACAAGCUAACUCCUCAUGAUUGACAGUGGGUCACAUGAAUGAAAACAAAGAGCCCUUUGUCCCAGGCCUCCUCUGUGGGUUCAAGAGAAAGGGAGGCUGGCUACUAAAUCAGAGGAACCACUUAGGUGGUUCUCGUCUUGAUAGGUUAUAUAAUCGUUUCCUCCACUUGGUAUGUCCUCCCCAUACUGCAUCUGACUUCAAUCAUAAGCCCACCCAAUUAUGCAGAGACAUGAGAGGGCACAUGGGGAUUUUCCAUAAGAGAUUACUAAAAGACAUAGCUUUAUUUUAUAUCCCAUGCACCCCAAACCAAUUGAACCCUUCUACUCUCAUACUCAGAUAAGCUGAAAAGACUUGAAACAAACUGUCUUCAUUUGAUUGGUACUAGGGGCAGAGAGCAUCUUGUCAUUCCGAGAUGGGAGUAUAUGUAGACUGACCGAGGUGGGGUGUUGAGAGGUUUCUGAGGUUGUUAGGGACACUGUUUGGAAAAGAGUAUGUGUGCACAGCAAAUGCAGAUGAAGGAACUAGGCUGCUGAGUGCACUACUACAAGAAGGGUAUGUAUGCGUGUAUGUGCAAAACUGAAACCAAAUGGGGUUCCAAACCAAACCAUCUCCUAUGCUUCCCUGCCUCAGAUAUGCCAUACAAAGAGUACAUAGAGAGAAAGCUAAUAUGGCUUUAUUAUGGUGAGGCCAAAUCAAUUAACUUUGAAUAAAACAUUUAUGACAGAUAACAAUGUUAUAUUUUGGUAAAAGGUCCAGUACAAGAUUUAGCAGUUAUUAACAUAUACUCACUUGGGUCCAAAAGAACAUAAAGUAAAAAUACAGAAUUAAAAGGAAAAUAUUCAAAAAUACUUAAAGACUUUAAUAGUCUACUUUCAAUAGUAGACAUAAAAACAUACAGAAGCCAAAUAUGGUGGCUAUAGGAAGCCUAAGACGAGAGGAUCCCUUGACAAGUUCAAGACCAGCCUUGACAUAGUGAGAAAUUCUCAACACAAAAACCAAACAAAUGAGACAGAAGAUCAACAAGGAAACAAAAGGCUUUAAAAACAACGUAAACUUAGUCAAGUGUGGUAGCUCACGCCUCUGAUCCUAGCACUUGGGAGAUGGCGGUGAGGGACUACUGCAAAUCUGAGACUAGACCAGGCUGCAUGGCCAGUUCCAGGCCAGCUUAGGAAAAAGGAAAAUACUAUGAACUAAUUAGACAUAACAGAGAUAAACAGAUCAGCCAAGCAAGAGCGAUAAAACACACACACACAAAUACCAAUGAAAA
This is a messenger RNA of Rattus norvegicus (Norway rat), 21630 nucleotides long. Lineage: Eukaryota; Metazoa; Chordata; Mammalia; Rodentia; Muridae. The record is from RefSeq and is a predicted model, not a curated record.